Anguilla rostrata (American eel) is the source of this 5951-nucleotide messenger RNA. Its product is annotated as trafficking protein particle complex subunit 10-like. The record is from RefSeq and is a predicted model, not a curated record. The transcript has 23 exons. The coding region runs from base 79 to 3834 and encodes 1251 amino acids. Gene Ontology annotation, cellular component: TRAPPII protein complex. Gene Ontology annotation, biological process: intra-Golgi vesicle-mediated transport; early endosome to Golgi transport. NCBI's taxonomy places the organism in Eukaryota, Metazoa, Chordata, Actinopteri, Anguilliformes, Anguillidae.
CACCUAUUAGCGCUCUAAUAAUAACAAGAGAUUGUACUUGACGUUUACAUGGAGGGUCGCUUCUGACAUGCAGUGUCCAUGGAAGCCCUGGAGGAGAAGCCAGUAAUCUACACAAUGGAAAACAAACCGAUUGUGACAUGUGCUGGGGACCAAGCACUGUUCACAUCUCUGUACAACCCACUGGCACAGCAGCUGCCCCGGGAACCCAUGGAGUGGAGGAGGUCUUAUGGACGUGCACCAAAGAUGAUUCACCUGGAGGCCAACUUUGUCCAGUUCAAAGAAGAUCUGCUUCCCAAAGAAGGGAACAAAGCCCUCCUCACAUUCCCUUUCUUACACAUUUACUGGACCGACUGCUGUGACACCGAGGCAUACAAGGCUUCGGUGAAGGAGGACAUGGCGCGGUGGCAGGGCCUGCUGCGGCUCCACGGCUCGGCCGACUGGCUCAUCGUCGUGGUGGAGAGCGACGGCAAAAAGAAGAACAAGACCAACAUCCUGCCGCGCACCUCCAUCGUGGACAAGAUCCGCAACGACUUCUGCAACAAGCAGAGCGACAGGUGCGUGGUUCUGUCGGACCCGCUGAAGGACUCGUCCCGGGCGCAGGAGUCCUGGAGCGCGUUCCUGACCAAGCUGCGCACGCUGCUGCUCAUGUCCUUCACCAAGAACCUGGGCCGCUUCGAGGACGACAUGCGCACGCUGCGGGAGAAGCGCACCGAGCCCGGCUGGAGCUUCUGCGACUACUUCAUGGUGCAGGAAGAGCUGGCGUUUGUAUUUGAGAUGCUGCAGCAGUUUGAAGAUGCCUUGGUUCAGUAUGAUGAGCUGGACGCCCUCUUCACGCAGUACGUCCUCAACUUUGGGGCUGGAGACGGGGCUAACUGGCUGGGCUCGUUCUGCGCGCCGGUGCGCAGCUGGAACGGGCUGGUGCUGCGCAGGCCCAUAGACAUGGAGAAGAGGGAGCAGAUCCAGAGGGGGCAGGCCAGCCUGCUGGAUCUGCGCAGCUACCUGUUCUCCCGCCAGUGCACGCUGCUCGUCUUCCUGCAGAGGCCCUGGGAGGUGACGCAGCGCGCCCUGGAGCUGCUGCACAACUGCGUGCAGGAGCUGCGCCUGCUGGAGGUCUCCGUGCUGCAGGGGGCGCUAGACUGCUGGGUGUUCCUCAGCUGCCUGGAAGUGCUGCAGAGGAUCGAGGGGUGUUGCGACCGAGCGCAGCUGGAAGCCAACUGCUCCCACACCGUGGGCCUAUGGGCCUACUCCUCUGAGAAGCUGAAGUCUCUGGGCUCUCUGUGUGGUCUGAUGUCAGAGAACGGACCUAACUCUGAGGACCUGAACAGAACUGUGGACCUGCUCGCUGGACUGGGAUCUGAGAGACCCGAAACAGCCAGUAGCCUGCAGAGCCCCUACAAAAAACUCAAAGAAGCCUUAUCUUCGGUAGAAGCUUUUGAAAAACACUAUCUGGACCUGACUCACGCUGCCAUGGAGAUGUACAGGGCGAUUGGCAGGAUGCGCUCGGCCCGGCUGGUGGGGAAGAGCCUGGCUGAGUUCUACAUGAGAAAGGGCGACCCCCGGAGGGCGGAGGGCUUCCUGCAGGACGCUCUGAGCUCCUACGUGUCAGAGGGCUGGUCUCUGCCCAUCACCCACACCAGGAAGCAGGUCGCUGAGUGCCAAAAACUGCUGAGCCACACAGAGGAAUACCUUCAGACGAGUGCCUUGCUAGCUGGCGAUGCCAACCUGACAGACAAGGAGCGGGAACAUUUCUGCCAGGAGAUCCUGACCUAUGCCAACCACACCUCCGAUAGCCAAGCUCAGAAAGUGGUGUUGAGUAUGAGCGCGUUUGCGCAGCUGCGGCAGCUGCAGUUCUCCCCGGCAGCGGCGGUGGUGCACGUGGGCGCCGCCCUGCAGCUGGAGCUGCGCCUGCACAGCCUGAUGCCCGUCGCCGUGCGGCUGGAGCAGCUGGCCGCCAGCGUGCACUUCAGCCUGGAGAAGGGCGGGGCUGGGGGCGGGGCGCAGCGCCAGGCGGGGGCGGUGCAGUUCCCCCGGGAGAGUCCCCCAGGAGCGCAGCCCCGCCCCCAGCCCCCCGCCCUGGAGCUGCACGAGAUGCAUGACCGCAGUCCCUCGGACAACGGCCUCAACUCCGCGGGCGUGGUCUGCAAGAACGUGCACCUGCUGCUGCGCAGGCGGGGCAGCUCCGCCUCCCUGGACCCGCCCGGGCACGUCGGCGUCGCCGUGGACGACGGGGCCCAGCUGCUGAAGACCAGCGAGGUGGUGCUGUCACCUGGCAACAACAGCAUCCUCUUCACUGCCCCUAGUGGAGAGCCGGGCACCUACACGCUGCGGCAGCUGUGCGCCACGGUGGGACGGGUGCAGUUCGUCCUGCCCCACAUCUGCCCCGUGGUGCGGUACGAGGUGUACUCCCAGGAGCCCCAGCUUAGGAUCGAGCCCCUCGCAGACAACCUGCUGGCAGGUCUCCCGCAGAGGGUGAAGUUCACCGUGGUCACCGGUCACUACAGCAUUAAGAAGGGCGAUGCGCUGCAGCUGAGUAACAUGGAUGCCAUGCCCAUCUUGCCCUCCACCACCUGCUCUGCCGAAAUUCUCUCCAGCACUGGAGAGCGUGUGGGAGAGAGUGUCCUCUCUGUGCAGUCCUCUGAGAGAGUGACCAGUAUAUCGCUGCCUCUCGCCCCCCCCUACCACACCGUCCAGUUCCAGCUGGAGGCUCUGUGCCGCAUCCCGCCGACGCCGCCGCGGCCCGAGAGCCAGCGGCUCACCAACGGCGAGCUCCAGCACUGGGCCAAGAGCCGCAAGCGGGCCGACAGCGGCGUGGCUGCCGUCGACCUGAAGAUGUCCAUCGACUGCCCCUGGUCUAUAUACUCCACUCUCAUAGUCCUGACGUUUCACAUCCCCUUUAAAUCCAAACACUCCCUGCUCUCAGUGGGGAAGAGGAAGUACAUCCAGGUAUGUGUGCAGAAUGUGUCUGACAUGGACUUCCACCUGGUGGAGCAGAGCCUGACAGAGAGGGAGGGGACCUCUCUAGAGCUGCAGUCUCUCAAUGCCAAAACGCAGCAGCUGCUGCACAGUAAGCAGUCCCUCUUCUGUGUGUGGGAGGUGAAGUGGGUCUCGGACCCCCCGCUCUGUCUCCAGUGCGUUUUCUCCGUCAGCUUCUCUCCAGCCGCCGCCGCCGAGGGCUCCAGCUACAAACCGUACCGCCACGAGUUCCUGCUGGAGGACGUUUCUACUCUGUACAGCUUGAGAACAGAGAUCAUGCCAGCUCCUGAGGCGCAGGACUGUCACACCGGCGCCCUCUGUGUGCUGGAGGUGUGCAUCACACGCCUAGCGGAGCUGUGCGAGGCUGAGAAGGAGGACGCGGGGCUGACGGAGAGUGAUGGCCUCUACACCGCCAAACUCCUGUAUGAGGUUGUAGAUAACAGCAGUAACUGGGCGGUGUGUGGUAAGAGCUCUGGGCUGGUUUCUAUGCCUGUGGCUGCCAGUGCCACACACAGGGUGCAGAUGGAGGUGAUGCCCCUGUUUGCCGGGAACUUGCCGUUCCCCAACAUCAAGCUGUUCAAGUACCUUCCGCACUACGCCCCGCCCAUUAUCCAGACUGACACAGACGGCUGUUUGGAGAAAGACAGCGUCUCCCUGCUGGACGACCAGGCGGCGGACACGGCCAGCAUCCGCAGCCGGGGCAGCGUGCACUCCCUGGGGGGCGGCGAGCCGGUGCGCGGCCCCCCCCUGCCCCGCCUGGAGCCCUUCGGCGUCGGCCAGGUGUUCAACGCCAGCCGGGGGCGGCAGGUGCUGGUCCUGCCGGGAAAGGACGAUCACGUGCUGGAGGUCAAUGUCACAUGACCCCCAUGAGUCGCACGACCCUCCCCCCCCCCCCGGGCCAUAGUGCCGGGCGGGCGUGGCAUGGCAUGCCUCUUGACUCUGGACUGAUGGGCAAGCCCCGCCCCACCACACUGCAGAUAUUGCUGGAGCCUGAGACCCCAUCCUAUUUCAUGCAGUUCUUUUUCUUCUUUUUGUUUUUUGGUUCAUGCGGUUUGUUUAUUCUCCUCUCCUCCUCCAGACUGCAGAGCCUGCUGCGCACUGGUUCUCUCCCCUCUCUGUGGGCGGAGUUUUGACUAUCUCCUUCCCUGAUUGGCCUCUCUCUCCCGUCUGUGUGGGUGGAUUAAGGACUGUAUCGCCCUCUCUGUUUGGCUCCCUCUUAGCCUGAGCAUCUCUUACCUGUCCCAGAAUGCACUGCUGCUGCAUCAUCCGACCCCCCACACCACCCCUCCUUGGUAUCGUUGAACCCCAUCACUAGUCUCACUCAGAACUCCAUCACCCCACAUGAUCUAAGAAAUGCACAUGCAAAGACUAUCAAAUCCAGUGCAGAUGUGUGUAUGUGUACGUGCUAUGGAGAUGAGACCGGAUGCUUGUCUGUGAGCCCUACAUACUGGUGCCAGUAAUAUUGGGGCCAGUGGUAUUAUGGGAAAUGUAGUUCCCGUCAGUACUAGUGUUGGAGUGCCUAUGUGCCCUCCCCUGCUGACUGUAGAUAAAGCGCCCCCUCUGGCCACUGUACAUACUGUUACAUGCAUAGAUGCUAUAAUAGAAAGAAUCACUGUACUGCCUGUAUAUGUUUCACCAACAGAACAGUUUGAUUAAAGAAAUUAUUUAAAAAAUAAAUUCUGCACUUCAGAAGUGAGAGUCUCUCUGUGGAAAUUCUCAGGAGCAACUGUCUUUUCCAGCCUGCCAGUAAACAAGUAUUUCAGAAUGUAUUUUUAUAUUCAAAUAGUUCCCUCAUUUCAUGAUUUUCAGUUGAAUGUUUGUAAAUGUGGAAGUCCCUGACUAGAUUUCACCUGUAGAUACAGUUAAUGUAGCAGGGGAGAGGUUGUCUCUUUGUGUCUCUCUGUCUGCCUGUCAUUUGUCUGUCUGUCUGUUUGUCUGUCUGUCAUUUUCCUGCCUGUCUGUCUGUCUGUGAUAACUGGGGGAAUUGGUGUAUUGUAAAUGAAUGAUGUAGAGUGUAGCUUAGUGAUGAAGGAGUGCAUGUGUGUUUAGUUUAGUAUAUUUGUGAGUGAGUGGGUUGAAUAAUGUAGUGUAUUUAUGAGGUUGUGGGUAUUGUAGUGUGGUGGAUGGGUGGUAUAGUGUUGUAUAUGUAUGAAAAAGCUUGUGAUAGUUUGGAAUUGGGUUGAAUUGGGUCUUGAAUGAAACUGGGUUGUGUAGUGCAGAGGCUGUGAAACGAAGUCAUAUCUGCAAUGUGUUUUCCUGUGUUUGUCAAUAUCCAUUAACCCCAGACCAGUGUGGGCCUUUUCCGUCUAUGUCUGUGACCACACCCCUGGUUUCAAUCAAAGUGUUGUCAAUCACAAGCCCCUCCCACUCAAAUUAGUUGUAGCCUACACAAUCCUCCGAGGUGAGAGGGUGUUAUUCAGUCUUUGUCUCACUGCAGUCACAUCUCAUUCAUGGGCCUUCUCACAAGUAUUUCUAAUAUCUGAGUAAGAAUGGACACACCCAGAAGCUAUGUCCUUCUGUGUUCCUUUUCCAUUAAAUGGGAAGUUGACUAUGAAUUUGUACUUUAAAAUGUGGUCUUAAACACUAAUAUUUGUUGUUUUUUUAUACUGAGCUGAAACUUGUGACUGUUUUUGGAGGCUAAUCAUGAGCUUGUGGCUGCAUUCAGCACAGAGGCAAGCAUUCUGUUCUGUUUAUUUAUAACAUUUAUUUUCUUAUUGAAUGAUGGAAUUCAUGAUCUUGGUUGGCUGGAAAGGAUAGGUGCCUGUGUGACAUUUACACAAAAAAACAUGAGGAGUUCCCCAUUCCCCCCUUUAUUUUGGGUGAGGAAGGGGGGGGGGGCUAUUAAGGUUACCAUUUUGUCACAUUUUUUAUUUAUUCCAUUCGAUGCCAAGCACCUCAGAUUGUAUUCAUAUUGUGUAAUUAUUUAAAAAAAAUGUAUUGUAUGCAUUAUAAAGUUUAAAAUAUACCUAUGUUUUAAA